Molecule: messenger RNA, 1851 nt
Organism: Microthlaspi erraticum
Lineage: Eukaryota; Viridiplantae; Streptophyta; Magnoliopsida; Brassicales; Brassicaceae
Source: the annotation of a GenBank genome assembly
AUGGAGGAGGUGGAUUGCAGUUUAACGGUCACAAAGACCACCGCAGAAUCCCCAGACGCUUGUCCCACAGAGGACGCCAUUCGAGCUCUGCUUGAGACUUUAGUCGAUCCUCUCCUUCCUUUUAAACCUUCUCCAACUGAUGUUCCUUCCAAGUCUCUCCGGGAAUCUGUUGCCAAGCAGGUUCAUGCUGUUGUGUUGCUGUACAACUACUUCCAUAGAAGAGAGCAUCCUCAUCUGGAAUGUCUGUCUCUUGAGUCGUUCCGGAGCUUGACGACCGUUAUGAGACCUGCUCUGCUUCAGCAUCUGAAGGAAUCAAGCGAAGUUGAAAGAGACGGUGGUGACUCGGAACAAACUGUGUUGCUGGAGAAGGUUAUUGUGGAUGCAUGUAGCUUAUCCAUGAGCUUGGACGCGUCUUCAGAUAUUUCAAGCUUGAAGAAAUGGCCCAUAAGAAAAAUCGCAGUUUUGCUAGUUGACUCAAAGAAGAACAACUGUUAUCUCCAAAACAGUUCCAUCACACAAGGUGUGUGGUCACUACUUGAAAAAGCCAUUGAAAAGGAGAAAACUGCUGCUGGAGAUCAGAAUGAAGAAGUCAUCUUUCAAAGAGCUGCAUUUGCAGCUAUUAAAGACGCAACUGGUGUUGGUCACAAUGACAUUGUGAUCUUGGAGAGGCAUUUGGUUUACUCCUUGAGUGAAGAGAAGACAGCGGCUCGAUUCUACAUAAUGAAGUGCACUUCAGAAGACAAAUUUUCUGGAGAAAUCCCUGUUGAAGAAACACUUAACUGCAUGGAGGGUCCUUUGUUUGAGCAGAGCUUCUCUGAAUGGGCUACGAGUCUCAUAGUGGAGUAUUUUCAUGUUCUUCCAUAUGCCAGUCUUAUAGCCGAUUGGUUCUCCAGGCGAGAAGAUACUGAAUUUGUGAUAGAGAAAGAAGCAGCAGCAGUAUCUGAUGAGAUUGAAAGCAAUGCAAUCAAGGAGUCAGAAGGAGGAGAAAAUGAUACUUCAAAAAGGAGCCGUGAUGCUAAUGCGAAAAAAGAUUUUGCUCCACUUAGUCCUGGAGCUAGAAAAAUUUUUACUCCAAAGGUACAAAAUCGUUACUUGAGAGGAGGGACAGUUGCUGCAAAGAAACAGUUUGAGACAGUGGUUGCGUUGAAGGCUAAGAAUGCUAACAAUGAAAUGAGCGCUUGGAAAGAAAAUGGAGAGAAAGGUGGUUCUGAGGCUGAGUCUGACUCAGAGGAUCACAGAGAAAGAGGUAUCAAGAGAGUUCUUUCUGACAAGCUUAAUAGCAUUCUUAAGCUUAAGGCAGCUCCUGUUUCUGCUCGUAACUCUAAUCUGAACCUUGAGGAGCUACAGACGACUCUCUCCUCUAGAGCAACAUCACUAUCCGAAACUGCAUUGAAAGUUCUUCUUUGUAAACGAGAUAAGCUGACUCUUCAGCAGCGGUACAUUGAAGACGAGAUUGCUAUAUGUGAUAAAAGCAUUAAGAACAUCAAAGGUGAUUGUGAGCUGCAACUAGAUACAAUACUUGAGUGCUGUAACGAGACAUACUCGAGGCGUAAUCUUCAAGAAUCUCCUGACAAGUCAGCAUGUCAAAUCAACAAGAGGGUGAAGCUCAGUGAACCUCUUCCUUCAACCAAAAGCAUGUGCCAGAAACUGGAUGACAUCUGUCUCGAGAACAAUUGGGUCCUACCAAACUAUCGCGUGUCUCCAUCAGAUGGUGGAUUCAAAGCUGCAGUAAGAAUAAAGGAGACUCGUUUUGCGCAAACAAUCAUUGGAGAGGAAAAGUCUGAUGCUGAGGAAGCUAGGGAAUCUGCAGCUGCUUGCAUGCUAGCCAAAAUACACAAACUUCUCUCAUGA